AUCGAUCGGGCGAUCCGGUUCGGGCCCCGCCAUGUCGCUGCUGCCCCGGGGCCGCUCCUGCGGGGCUGCCACCGCCGCCACGGCCGCCCGGAGGCUGAUCCUGGGGCCUCAAGGGCGGGUGUCUGGGAGCCACGCGUGUAACCAGUACACAACAUCGGGGUCUUUGCCAGAGGAAAAAAAAGAGUUUCUGCAGAAGGGACCAGACCUGCAAGACUUUGUGUCUGGAGAUUUGUCAGACAAGAGCACAUGGGCUGAGUAUAAAGGCAAUUUAAAGCGUCAGAAAGGAGAAAGGCUGCAUCUUCCUCCGUGGCUGAAAACUAGCAUUCCCAUGGGAAAGAACUACAAUAAACUAAAGAAUACCUUGAGAAGUUUAAAUCUUCAUACGGUAUGUGAAGAAGCACGUUGUCCCAACAUUGGAGAAUGCUGGGGAGGUGGUGAAUAUGCUACAGCUACAGCUACUAUUAUGCUGAUGGGUGACACGUGCACUAGAGGUUGCAGAUUUUGUUCAGUAAAGACAGCAAAGAAUCCACCUCCACUGGAUCCUGAGGAGCCUUACAACACAGCAAAGGCCAUAGCUGAGUGGGGCCUGGACUAUGUUGUGUUGACAUCUGUCGACAGAGACGAUAUGCCUGAUGGUGGAGCAGAACACUUUGCAAAGACAGUCUCUCAUCUGAAAGAAAGGAAUUCAAAAAUUCUGGUGGAAUGCCUAACUCCCGAUUUUCGGGGGGACCUGAAAGCUGUGGAGAAAGUGGCUCUGUCGGGACUGGAUGUCUAUGCCCACAACGUGGAGACGGUGCCCGAACUGCAGAGGAAGGUCCGUGACCCCCGUGCCAACUUUGAGCAGUCCAUACGUGUGCUGAAACACGCCAAAAAGGUCCAGCCCAGAGUCAUCUCUAAAACCUCCAUCAUGCUGGGGUUAGGCGAGACAGAUGAACAAGUAUAUUCUACAAUGAAAUUGCUGCGGGAAGCAGAGGUAGAUUGUUUGACCCUGGGACAGUACAUGCAGCCAACAAAACGGCACCUAAAGGUUGAGGAGUACAUAACUCCUGAAAAAUUUAAGUACUGGGAAAAAGUAGGAAAUGAUCUUGGAUUCCAUUACACUGCUAGCGGGCCUUUGGUGCGCUCCUCCUACAAAGCAGGUGAAUUCUUCUUGAAGAAUUUGGUUGAAAAAAGAAAGACAAAAGCCAUCUGAAAAUGAGAAAGUGAACCUAUUUAAAGCAGCCAGUUCCUAGGAUCCUUUUUUUCAGCAUAUGAUCAUACUCAGUUCCAGAAAUGCAGAAGACCAGAUGGUGGAUGUAUGAAUAAAUUUACUAUAUGUCCAGAACACUUUUCUCUCUCUGAAACACUUUACAGUAUUUUACCUAAUUCCCCCUGGCAAGGCUACAACUGCCAUAGUACUUGUGGUGUUCAGCAAAGAUAGAACUGAUUCUGAAAGAGCAGUGGAACUGAGGUGGAGAAAUGUAAGCUGAAAAUAAAAAAAGGACAUAUUUGAGUAAACAGAUUUGAUACUACCAUCAGUAUUGCUGUAGGUAGGUACUUGUGAAGAUGCUAAUAGCAGGUAAUUUGAAAGGUACUGAUAUUUUGGUGUCUCUUGCUAUUAUGUGACACAAGUUCACAGAGGCUCUGGGAAAUAGAGGAAUUGUAAAAAUUGUGUACAUGACAAAGGACCAUAUUAGGGCUAUCUUGAACCACACCUGAGAAAGUAUGGGUUAUACUCUUUUAAGAGAUGGUAUUUCUUACCUGCAUCUUAAGAAAAUAAGCUCUAAUAGCUAGUGUUUUUCAGGUGUCUGCAUGUCUCAAAGUAGUAAACAAGGUGUCAAGCUGAACAGCCCUUUCUGUCAAGACAACCUUACAUACUCAAUGUAAUUUAAAUCAUAUGGAAAAAUCAAAAUCACCGUAACAGCAGAAAUAGAGCCGCCCCUAGUUUGGGUGCACAGCUGUAACAAACCCCACUGAGUUGCACAGGUGCUUCUGUGGUAUUUGGUAUGCAGAGCUCCUGCUGUUGUGUACUGUGCUUCUGCUCCACAGCGAUCAUCCUGACAUGAAAGGACAGUUAAAUACCCAGUGUAAGGGUCUGGUUGUGCUUGGUGGGUCUGGUUACCUGCCCCUUAAGACCUGUUCUGCCUGUUAGAUCUGAGUGCAGAGAGGUGAAUGCACCAUAAAUGAAAUGUGAAAUCCAUGAUGUACUAAGCUCAAACAGAAAUAAAAGCAUGGCUUAUGGUA
Messenger RNA from Calypte anna (Anna's hummingbird), 2223 nucleotides. It is a transcript of the gene LIAS, whose product is annotated as lipoic acid synthetase. NCBI's taxonomy places the organism in Eukaryota, Metazoa, Chordata, Aves, Apodiformes, Trochilidae. Gene Ontology annotation, biological process: lipoate biosynthetic process. Gene Ontology annotation, cellular component: mitochondrion. Bases 32 to 1192 code for a protein of 386 amino acids. Gene Ontology annotation, molecular function: lipoate synthase activity; 4 iron, 4 sulfur cluster binding. The transcript has 11 exons. The record is from RefSeq and is a predicted model, not a curated record.